UACUCUCCUCUUUUCUUCCACCUUUUUGCCUCCUUUCAUUCCAUCGUACACUACAUUCUAAUGUUUAUAAUUCACUUUUUUUAUCACUUUCUAUUACGACCUUAAUGUCUAUAUACUCUGCUAUGUACCUGUCAACGUCUUGUUUCUGCUCCGACAAUGCUCUACUAGCGAAAUAUUCUAUCAUGAUCCUGAAAAAAAAAUAUUUUCUAUCUCCGCGCAUUGUGUUCUGCCGAAAGCGGAAAGUCCUCUAUCGUUAUCAUGUUCUGCUUACUGCGUAGAUUACUGAUAUAGCUACGAAGCCCAUGUAACUUACUGCAGGAUCCA
Messenger RNA from Pichia membranifaciens NRRL Y-2026, 324 nucleotides. RefSeq lists its product as hypothetical. Lineage: Eukaryota; Fungi; Ascomycota; Pichiomycetes; Pichiales; Pichiaceae. The transcript has a single exon. The coding region runs from base 105 to 278 and encodes 57 amino acids. The record is from RefSeq and is a predicted model, not a curated record.